AUACCUGAAGAACGUGAGCGUCUCCUACGACAAGGUCUUCGAGAACUUGGAGGGCAAGAGAGACGAACGGCUCAGUGUAGUGGAGUUCCUCCAAGACGGCACCAGGAAGGACGUUGAACUUAAGAUUAUGAACCUCAGAAACGCUGGCUCCCUCUCCACUAGGAAGUGGGAGGAGAUCGGGACCUGGAACUCGUGGGACCCUGAAGGCGUGACCAUAAACGAUAUUGUUUGGCCGGGCCACCAGCACGUUCCUCCUCCAGGUGUACCUGAGAAGUUCCACCUCAAGAUCGUGUUUCUGGAGGAGCCUCCGUACAUCAGCCUCGCCUCUCCAGAUCCGGUUACUGGACAGUGCAACGCCAAUAGAGGGAUUCUGUGUCGCGUCGCUACUGAUGCUAUGAUGGCCAAUGUGAUAAAUCAGACCUUGGCACAGCAAAACAGCACAUACUACCAGUGCUGUUCAGGUUUCUGUAUCGACAUGUUACAGAAGUUCUCAGACGAGCUUGGCUUCUCCUACGAUCUUUUUCGUGUCGAAGACGGCAAGUGGGGGACCCUUGAGUCAGACAAGCGGAACGGAAUGGGGCGCACUUAUUCUACUCAUAAUGGCAACAAGUGGAACGGGCUGGUGGCGGCACUCAUCAACCACAGGGCCGACAUGGCACUCAGCAGUUUCAAGAUCAACUCGGAGAGAGAGAGUGUCAUAGACUUCACAGUGCCAUACUUGGAGUCUGGCAUCGCUAUCGUGGUCGCUAAGAGGACUGGUAUCAUCUCCCCUACUGCUUUCCUCG
Procambarus clarkii (red swamp crayfish) is the source of this 785-nucleotide messenger RNA. Lineage: Eukaryota; Metazoa; Arthropoda; Malacostraca; Decapoda; Cambaridae. The record is from RefSeq and is a predicted model, not a curated record.